AGAGCCGCUGAGAGGGUUCGUUCUCCCCGGCGGGACUGUUUGCCACAAGGCGAGCUGGCCGAGGGGGUCGGGCCCGGCACCGCACUUCCCAGGAGGCUGUGCGCGGCGGCGGGUCACGUGAGCGGAGCGCGGGCUUUGGAAGGCGUCGGAGCACGACGGGAUCCGCGGCGGAGCUGAGGAGGGUGCGGGACUGAGCACCGCCCUGGGCAGCCCCGGACCGAGCGCUAGCUGUCGAGGCCUCGCGCCCCAAAGGCCAGCCUUCUAGCAAAGCAGGCAGCCUGAGGCCGGACCCAGAGGAUCGAGUGGCUUCUGCGGGAGGAACGGUUCCGAGCAGGAGAGCUAGAGGAUGGCGGGAGGAGGGCACGGCUGAGCAGCAGUGAGAAAGGGCGGGCCUUAUCCCAGCCUUGGCGUUGGCCCCCAGACUGUGAAGCUGUCCCUCCUCUGUGUUGCUAUGGGAAUUCAAGGCCUGGCCAAACUGAUUGCUGAUGUGGCCCCUGGUGCCAUCCGGGAGAAUGACAUCAAGAGCUACUUUGGCCGCAAGGUGGCUGUUGAUGCCUCUAUGAGCAUUUAUCAGUUCCUGAUUGCUGUUCGCCAGGGUGGGGAUGUGCUGCAGAAUGAGGAGGGCGAGACUACCAGCCACCUGAUGGGCAUGUUCUACCGCACCAUCCGCAUGGUGGAGAACGGCAUCAAGCCCGUGUAUGUCUUUGACGGCAAGCCACCACAGCUCAAGUCAGGUGAGCUGGCCAAACGCAGUGAGCGGCGGGCCGAGGCCGAGAAGCAGCUGCAGCAGGCUCAGGCUGCUGGGGUCGAGGAGGAGGUAGAAAAGUUUACUAAGAGGCUGGUAAAGGUCACCAAGCAACACAAUGAUGAGUGCAAGCAUCUGCUGAGCCUCAUGGGCAUCCCAUACCUUGAUGCGCCCAGUGAGGCCGAGGCCAGCUGUGCUGCCCUCGUGAAGGCUGGCAAAGUCUAUGCCGCGGCCACCGAGGACAUGGAUUGCCUGACCUUUGGCAGCCCUGUGCUAAUGCGGCACCUGACUGCCAGCGAGGCCAAGAAGCUGCCCAUCCAGGAAUUCCACCUGAGCCGGAUCCUGCAGGAGCUGGGCCUGAACCAGGAGCAGUUUGUAGAUCUGUGCAUCCUGCUGGGCAGUGACUACUGUGAGAGCAUUCGGGGCAUUGGGCCCAAGCGGGCUGUGGACCUCAUCCAGAAGCACAAGAGCAUUGAGGAGAUCGUGCGUCGGCUUGACCCCAGCAAGUACCCCGUGCCAGAAAAUUGGCUCCACAAGGAGGCCCAGCAGCUCUUCCUGGAGCCCGAGGUGCUUGACCCAGAGUCUGUGGAGCUGAAGUGGAGUGAGCCAAAUGAAGAAGAGCUCGUCAAGUUCAUGUGUGGUGAAAAGCAGUUCUCUGAGGAGCGAAUCCGCAGUGGGGUCAGGCGGCUGAGCAAGAGCCGCCAAGGCAGCACCCAGGGCCGCCUGGAUGAUUUCUUCAAGGUGACUGGCUCUCUCUCUUCAGCUAAGCGCAAGGAGCCCGGACCCAAGGGAUCUGCCAAGAAGAAGGCAAAGACUGGGGCAGCAGGGAAGUUCAAAAGGGGAAAAUAAAUGAGUUUCCCUCAUACCUCCUUGACCCCAGAAUAUCUGCCUUAUGGUACCCUCAAGAGCUAGCACUAGAAAAACCUCUGGGGGCAGGGAGGGGAUUGCAUUGCUUCUCUGGCUCUACCCUUCUCAAGUAGUGCUUUUCCCUUUUGUACUUGAUCUUAUGGCAGGAACGCCAUAGAGCUACUUUGUUUUCUCUUUUAGCUCAGGAAAGUAUGUCAGGCUCAAAACACCUCUCAGGCAAUUUACCGGACACUGAAUCUAUUGUUAAAUGAAAGGGAUAGCAACAAGUUUUGAAGAGGGAGUGGGAGAUAAACGGUAGAGAUAGCAGGCUGGACAAAAAUGAUUUCCUGGCUGGCCAACUGGUGGCUGAUGGGAGUGGGUGGUGGAACCAGACUGCACUUCUCUCUGGCUCAGCCUUGACCCACCCUGUGAGACAGCCGUCAGGAAGUCUGAGUCUUAACAGAUGCGGAGAGUGCUGAGAACUAAGAUAGGCAGGGAGAGCUAGAGUCGCUGGAGUUGGCAGUAAGGGUCUGAUUACUGGUUAUGUGUCCUGGGGUGGGCAGAAACUUGAACUUGCUAUGUAACUUGAGUCUUCACAGUGGUUAUUUAGGGGCAUAAGAUGGCGAAAUUCUAAUGUCCUCUCUGAGGCAGUCAACUGAGUUGAGACUGGGAUAAGAUGCUAUUUUCAUGUGCUGUUUUGUUUUAAAGAUAUGAGAAAAGUCAAUAAAAUUAUAAAAGUAA
Messenger RNA from Callorhinus ursinus (northern fur seal), 2332 nucleotides. RefSeq names its product flap structure-specific endonuclease 1 (gene FEN1). Gene Ontology annotation, molecular function: 5'-flap endonuclease activity; magnesium ion binding; DNA binding. Gene Ontology annotation, cellular component: nucleus. The record is from RefSeq and is a predicted model, not a curated record. Lineage: Eukaryota; Metazoa; Chordata; Mammalia; Carnivora; Otariidae.